AUUGCUUCAUCCUCCCACCCACGGCAGCUUGAUGGGAUGCUGUGGGGAAAUGUUUGAGGCGGGCUCUUCAGGGAGACCCAGGUGUGGGGACAACGUCCACGGACCGCUAGUCCUUAUCUGUCCUGUAUUUUAACACAUCAGCGUUCUCCGGAGCUGAGCCAUUUUGGGCGCCGGGGUCGACGGGCGGACUGUGCGGCUCCACUCUGUCCUUUCCAGCUGCUGUGUUGUUGAAGCCUACACGGAAGUUGUUGGUUGGCAGCUUUUUUUCCCCCAGAACUUCACAAUGAACACCAGCGUUUUUGUGUUCCUGCUCGCGGCUCUCACCUGUGGGCUCGCGUGGGGAGAGGAAAAUGCAGUGGAAGAGCUGCAGGUGGAAACCUUGGUUAAACCUGAAACUUGCUCUGUACUUUCCAGCAUGGGAGACACGCUGCAAAUCCACUACACGGGUAAACUGAUGGACGGGAAAGUGAUUGACUCAUCACUGUCUCGAGACCCCCUUGUUGUGGAGCUGGGAAAGAGGACGGUCAUUGCAGGUCUGGAGCAAAGCUUGGUUGGCGUGUGUGAAGGGCAAAAAAUCAAAGCCACUAUUCCCUCUCAUCUUGCAUAUGGAAAAAAAGGUUACCCACCUACGAUUCCAGGCGAUGCUGUGCUUGAGUUCGAGGUGGAGGUGAUUUCUCUGAUGCAGCAGACGCCUUGGCAGAAAAUGGUCAACGAUGUUUUCCCACUGGUGUGUUUGGCUCUGGUGCCCACUCUACUUGGUCUGGUGGGACUCUACCUUUACAAUAAGGCCAGUGCCCAGAAGCCAAGCAAAAAGAAGGCAAAGGACAAGAAGAGCAAGAAGAAAUAAACAAGACACUCAGAACUAUUUAAAUAAAUUUUUAAAUGUA
This is a messenger RNA of Sphaeramia orbicularis (orbiculate cardinalfish), 887 nucleotides long. RefSeq names its product FKBP prolyl isomerase 11 (gene fkbp11). Gene Ontology annotation, molecular function: peptidyl-prolyl cis-trans isomerase activity. Gene Ontology annotation, cellular component: endoplasmic reticulum. The record is from RefSeq and is a predicted model, not a curated record. Gene Ontology annotation, biological process: protein peptidyl-prolyl isomerization. The transcript is spliced from 6 exons. The coding region runs from base 284 to 847 and encodes 187 amino acids. NCBI's taxonomy places the organism in Eukaryota, Metazoa, Chordata, Actinopteri, Kurtiformes, Apogonidae.